GAGGAAGAGCAACCCGUCUGGCCUGUAACUACCGGACAUGUAAUGAACGAGAUGAGACCGCCGCAUGGAGUCGAGCAUGCAUGCAUGGGCAUGGGCAUGAGAGCAGCGGCCCAGACCGCGCCGGUCAGCAAUCCGAAUGUCCUGCAUUCUGGGUGGUCAGCACCGGGCUCGUCCCAGUCGUCGCCUCGUAGGCAAUGCAUACUCCCGGUUGCGAAGAGGAGGUCUGUGCCUGCUGCCUGCUGCCGCUGCGUCCUUCCGUCCUUCUGCUGCUGCUGCUGCGUUCCGUUGUUGUUGCGAAGCUGUUGUUGGUUGCUGGCUGGCUGGCUGGCCCCGGCUACCGCUCUCUCUUUCUGUUCGCUUGUGGGCUGCUUUCGUUUCGUUUCGUCUCGUAUCGUCGUCGUCUGGUGUGGUCAUUCAUGCGCAGACUGUUGAGCGAGCGGAGCUUUGCGAGCGAGAGCGAGACCAGGCCAACAGGAAGACAGCCAGCCCGCCCGCCCGCCAGCAGCAGCAGCGCUGCUACUGCCACUGCCCACUGCCAUUGUCUUUUCGUCCCACGCUCUCUGUGUGCUGGUACAUUGGCACCAACAGCGACGACGCCGGCAGCGCGGGGAGGCUGGCCGGGGUCUGUUUUCGUCGCGCUCAGCCGUUGUCUGACUCAGUGCUGCACCUGAUUAGAUCUCUUCGUCGGCGUUCCCGGUGCUCAGAAAAAUGAUGGAAGGACGAGCGGGUGGGGCGAAGCAGGUCGAUUUUAUCCGCUUUUCAAGAUUGUGGGGGGAAUUUGGACGUCCCUGGUCUUUCUCGAACGUACAAGGGUGUCGAAUGUCUUCUGCACGCACUUCGGGUCUCUUCGAUUCCUCGAUCGGCCGGUGGAGUCAAUAGAAAGUACCGUUUGUGUAGUGGUGUGCGAUUCUACGCACGUCCCGGCGCACAAGUCGGGAAUUACACAUUUUUUGCGCAAGUAGCGCUGUGUGAUCGAUGUGAUACAGAUUGACGGACAGGGUAUAAUGCCCUUGCUUAUGUCACAAGAGUACACCUGUGCCAAGGCUUCGUGAAGUACAUGUGACUUUCAACUUCGGAAGUUCCUAUCACGUCGCAGCUAUGUGUACGAAGAGUUCGGGUGCCGUAUUCGGCGACGAUGACUAUCUGCAGUUGGACUCAUUGUCGUUGAGCUUUCGGAGAGGAGGUUCACCGGAACAUGAGACGCACACUCUAUGCUUUUGGCUGUAUCUUCUCAAGAGCAGUCUUCCUGGCAUAAUCAUACGACAAGGAACAAAGGGUCAGCUGGAUGAUGUCCGAGCCGUGCCUUUCCUCACGCUGGAUACAGAUCGUAAGUUGGCCUUACAUGGCUUGCAUCCAGAGGGUGAUGAUGCCGAAAUUUCAAACGAUAUGGACGUGUUGCUUGCGGAGAAACCAUGUAACAUCGAGAAAUGGGUGCACGUGGGUUGUGAGAUUGGGUCGGAUAUCGCUCGUCUGCACAUAGAUGGAGUAAUUGUCGGUGAAAAGCGCCUUCCAUUGCCUGCUUUCGGUGAGAGCGAAACAGGAGAGAAGGAAGAAGUUCUUCUCCGUGGAGGAUCAGGCCUGUCUGCAGGUUCGCCUGUCCAGGCUUUUGCCUACCUCGUACGGAUGCUCCCUCAACCAACUGUAACAAACCAUUAUGUCAAGAAUCCACCUUUGGAGCUUUUACUUGAAGGCACGUCUGGUGCCACUGAUGACCAUGAAGUCGAAGAAGGUGGAGAUGGAUCGUGGAGCGUCGUUGGUGGCAAGGCAUCAUGUCGUCGAAACUUUGCCCUUGAUGUGGCCCUUUUGGAUGCUCUGGGUCGAUCCAUUCACAAGGAAAUGGAGUUAGUUGCUUCCCUCGUGUAUUCGGAUUCCAACUUACCGGUAGAAAAGCCGAAGGAUGAUGCGGAGGCUCCACUUUUGACGACUUUCGAUGGAGUGGAAUUCCCAUCAACGGAGCGACCAAUAAAACUAGUUCACGGUCGUGCUUCUUUCAAGUUGAAAAUAUCACAGCUCUCCUCGAAAUGCGACAAUCGGCUCUUCCGUGUUUGCUUCGACUCUCCGAGUACACCAAAAUACCCAUUUUUGAGAGCCUUUUCUCGGCCUAUCAGGUGCGUCUCUCGAAAUCGAAACCAUCGAGCUCCUGCUGCACCUUACAAGCGACCACACUCCGCCGCAUUUCCUCAGGAGGGCGCGAUUUCGCCGAAUGCCGAAGAGACGAUCACAACAGAGGUGGACAGUAUCUGCAAUGGAUCUAGUGCUGCUCCUUCUGCCAAUGGACCAUAUCACAAACGAAAUCGAACUGGGGUUGAAAAACCUGCUGUUCCAGUUCUGAUUAAUAGUCGUGGAGGAGCCAUACACUCACCUACACUGGACACUCGGACAAAUGGCUAUGCAGUGAGUGGAGACGGUCGGUCACAGUGGCUAAUUCAUCCUGCAGCGACUUUGGCCACUGCCCCGCUGAAGUUGCCAUCUGCUUACUCGGGAAACUCUGGGGGGACCCCGAGACUCGAUGUACCGGGAGUUGCUGCUGAUUAUGGUACCAAGCAUGAGGUUCAUCGGGAAGGGAGACAUAAAUUCACAGGUCGAGUUGAGAGUCCACUUUCACGGAAUCCAUCGUCUCCCUUGUCCGAUUUUCUGGUUUUUAAAUACUGUCUCGAAAACAUACAAGGCCGCACUGCAUUUCUGAAGUUAUUCAUCGUGAAUCACGGUGACCAAGAGCUUGCUGAGUUGGCUGCACGUGUAUCCCAUUGUACCGGAUGUCGACAUGAUGGAUAUCAAAUAAUGAUAUCUAAAAGUCUCAUAUUGGAAGCGAAUGAAGUUUGGUCAGAAGCCACAAGAAAAUCACUUCCCCCACUUUGGACGCAAGUGAUUUCUUGUGUUGAAGAGAGAUUCACUAAAAUCUCCAGUGUUCAACGAAUGUUGUCUAUCAAGGACAAAGAAUUUCUCAAUCGCGUAGCAGGUUGCGGUGACUUCGUCACUAGGGAACAGUUUGACAGUCUAUGGAGUUGGAUCUAUCCAAUAGCCCUGACCCUAAGGUCCUCCCAAGUUCGUGCUAUAUGGGAUAAUGAGGAGCCCAAGUGGAUCGAGGGAAUGAUCUAUAAGGAGGAGGUGGAAGCUCUUCUGCUCAGGAGUUCAGAGUCAAUGGCCAAGCCUGGAACAUUUCUACUUCGAUUUGCCUGCUCUCGUUUCUGGCCUCAUCCUGAUGCAGGUGCCCUGGUUGUAAGCUAUGUAGGACACGAUCUGAGGAUCAAUCACAAGCUGUUGUCACUCGACGAAGGUUCAGGAUUCAAUCCUGGCGAGAGGCCUUUACCCGAGCAACUCCUGUCACAGCCAGAGCUUAAGCAGCUAUGCAAAGUGCCAUCUACUCUAAGCAAUGGGACAAACGCUUGAGUUUGUACAUAUCUUUCCAUCCAGAGCUUCAAGUUUGAACCCCGUCUCAAAGGAAGGUCAUAGUGACCUGGGCCGAAGCCCUGUGUAGUCAUCGUGGAGGACUGCGAUUGCGAAGCCACGCGGAGCGAAGGAGGGCGCCGGGAUACGCCAAGACUUCUACAUAUCAUCACUCUGCGGAUAAUUAUGAAAAGCGGCACACUGUUCGAAACCUUAGCUGUAUCUACAACAACAACUAUUAUAUAUGUGUGCAUAUGCGAGGCUCAUGUACAUUAGAGUUCGCGUUCUGACCGAUUUCCCGAGUGAGGACGUCUGUCCUCAUGUAAAUAUGUGAACGAUUUCCCAUUUACAAAUUGUGCAAUACACUCCCACACUCGGGUCAGCCAGAUUUCCGCCCAGCGACUGGACUGACUGCCAAUGGAACAUGCCGAGCUGACCGUGUCGUUGUUGAAUGGGGACUCCACCUCGGGCCCUUUUAUGUUUCUGAGAGCAAAUGC
Molecule: messenger RNA, 3884 nt
Organism: Marchantia polymorpha subsp. ruderalis
Lineage: Eukaryota; Viridiplantae; Streptophyta; Marchantiopsida; Marchantiales; Marchantiaceae
Source: the annotation of a GenBank genome assembly